Molecule: messenger RNA, 3344 nt
Organism: Pimephales promelas (fathead minnow)
Lineage: Eukaryota; Metazoa; Chordata; Actinopteri; Cypriniformes; Leuciscidae
Gene: zfp91
Product: ZFP91 zinc finger protein, atypical E3 ubiquitin ligase
Biological process (GO): regulation of transcription by RNA polymerase II
Cellular component (GO): nucleus
Molecular function (GO): transcription coregulator activity
Source: RefSeq, a predicted model, not a curated record
UUUACAUCAUGCAUACGUUUUUAUUCAUGUUACCAACUAAUUAAAAGGACAACAACCUGAAAGCUGACUGCGAUUCUCUUUUCUAUGCUUUGAGAUGCUCCUACUACGCCAUAUUCUUCAAUUUAAAGUACAUCUGGAACGACGUCGGUUAUUUGUAUUUCACCAAGUAACUUUUGUAGGUCAGUGAAAACUGGCUCACGUACAGCCGUAGCGCUGCGUGUCGCUGCUGAGCUCGUCUUCGGCUUCAGCUCCACUUAAAGGAGACGCAACAAAGAGCAACCGUAGUGGGCCCUGCUAACAGCGUGGCUUACUAUAGCUUUAAGAACUUAAAAUAGGGUCUGGGUCUUUAAAAUGAAUUUUGCACAGUUAUUAUAGAGAUGAUAUACUAAUUUUUCGAUUAAUCCGACUUACAAUUUUGCACAAAACUUGCAAAGAGGCGUAAGAGCGUCCAGUGAAAUAUGUUUGACAAUCGGAUCAGGGCCGUUAGCAAUCCAACAUUUUUCAUAUUUUAUGCCUCCUGUUUAUUUCAAGCUAUGUUUCAAUUUGUUGAGAAUUAUUGAGGAGUCCAGAAGUGAGAAAAACAACUUUAGUGGAGAUGGAGCCGCAACUCCCGAACAACAAAGAGGUGGAGGAGAGUGAGACGGCCAUGGAGAAAUCCGCGGGGCAGAGUACUGGAUCCAGCCCGUGCAGGGCGUCUGGAGGACGCGAGGAAGGGUGCUUAGCGACCGAAGGGACUUGCCCACCCGAAACAAACGGAGCUGCGACGAGCCAGGCGGGUUCCGGACGGGUUUUACGGGACAGGUCAACGCGAACGAUUCCCGUGUGGAGGCAGAGUGAUAUCGGGGAGGACCGGGAUGAAGUAUCACGCGAGGCAGCGGCAAAUCGCCGGCGAAAAGCGAAAUGCCCGCGGCGCAGGAAGAGCGCAGUUGCCGCUGCAGGUUCAUUUGAUGCGGCCAGAGAGAGCGGCGUCGAGUACGUCCUGCCGGAUGAGUUGGAAGGAAACAAGGAUGCGCUGGUUAAUCGAGCGGCCCGCGGCAAACGGGUGCAGGUGCGCUCAGGGGCCCGCACCUGCCGGGGCUCGCCUAGGACUGUGUUUAAAAUUGAGCCAGAAAUGGACAUUGAUUAUGUGGAGGCCAAUAAAGCAGUCGAAAAGACAGGAACAAGUGUGGAGAAAAAAGAAGAGGAUGAUGAAGAAGUUGUGGAAGAGGAAGAGUAUGCAUUUGUGGAUGAUCCUAAAGACCAAAACUACCUACCCAAUUCACAGAGCAGUGAUGAAGAGGAUGUUAUCAGUAGCGAUGAAGACGUCCCUUUUAGAGAUGACCUGAAUGACGAGAGCUAUGAUCCUAAGUAUGAGAGAGAUUUUCUUAAGGUACGGCGCAGACCCCCCACCAGACUGACGGAGAAGAAAGACAAGGCUACAGGGCAGGAGACCGCAACAGAGUUAGAGACAGAGAUCAAAACUGAGGGAGGGGAGAGCACAGAUGUGCAGACCAGUGCUGAAGUUGAGGAAGGUGCUGAGCCGCCUAGGAAAGGGCGGAGAAGGAAAGAUGAUAAAAGUCCCCGUCUUCCUAAGAGAAGGAAAAAGCCACCGGUCCAGUAUGUGCGUUGUGAAAUGGAAGGAUGUGGUACAGUUCUGGCCCACCCACGCUAUUUACAGCAUCACAUUAAAUAUCAACACCUGAUGAAGAAGAAAUACGUCUGCCCUCACCCUUCUUGCGGAAGACUCUUCCGGCUGCAGAAACAACUACUACGCCAUGCCAAGCACCACACAGAUCAGAGAGACUAUAUCUGUGAGUUCUGUGCUCGCGCCUUCAAGAGCUCUCACAACCUGGCUGUGCAUCGAAUGAUACACACUGGAGAAAAGCCACUACAGUGUGAAAUCUGUGGUUUCACUUGCCGUCAGAAGGCCUCCCUCAACUGGCACAUGAAGAAGCACGAUGCAGACGCCACGUACCAGUUCUCCUGUAGCAUCUGUGGCAAGAAGUUUGAAAAGAAGGACAGUGUGGUUGCUCACAAAGCCAAGAGCCACCCCGAGGUGCUCAUUGCCGAGGCCUUGGCCGCCAACGCCGGAGCCCUCAUCACCACUCCUGCCGGAGUCACCACGCUGCUGGAGACCUCCACGGGCUCCAUACAGACAGAGCAGGGGGUCCCUGAGGCCCAGGGGAGCUCUGCUGCGCCAGCCGGUCAGGUGGCCCCGGUGACGCACGUGGGUCCAGUGAUGGUUGUGGAUCAGGAUCACCCGCUGCACUCAAUGCAGGUACCGGUGACCCUGGCCAUGUCAUCGACAGAGGCGAACAGCGCUCCUUCACAGCAGACCUCCACACAGGCUCUGCAGAUGCCUCUACAGUUCAUCUCUACGCCCGUCUCGCAGCAGCUCCCCCUUCACUCCUCUGCUACCAGCGUCUCCCAGCAGGCUGCUUUGGUCCAGCAGUUGCCCGUGCAGUCCUACAGCCCCCAGUCUCAGAUGUCCUUCAGAGGGCUUCCUCAGCAGCAGCUCCCAAUGGUAUCUGUUGCACAGCAGAUGCCUCUUCAGACCACCCAGCAACAUCAAAACCAGACCCUCCCUAGUCUCCCAAGCCACAACCCGGUUCCCAAUACUCCCCUCCUCUCCCAAAGCCUGCCCGAGGCACCCUCUGACUGCCGGAGCGGUUUGGGAUUUGGGAGUAAUCCUGUCUCCUCUUCAUCUACGUCUCCCCAGUCUUCCAAUACCCCUUCGGAGACGAGACAGGUGGUCUGGGAGGGAGAUGGGACUAAUGAGAAUGGAAAUGGGGGUGGGGUUUGGGAGGCGGGUGGGCAGGGGGAGGAGCAAAACAUGAUGGACAGUUCCGACGGCCAGAUGCAGCGUGUUCUGAUGUAGUGAAGGAAGUUGGAGUAAUGUGGAGGAGAGUGAGAUGACUGUUAUUUGUCACCCUCCUACUUGGCCUGAAGUUAAAUAUAUAGAGUCAUAAAUAUAUUGUAUGUAAUCGCAUUAACUUUUGGUAGCUUUGUAGAGAUGUCUGUACCAGGGAGACUGUGUUUGAGUUGUUGUCAUUGUUCAUUUUGUAUAUAAACAGUUAUAGUUCCCUCCAACAACCACAUCUGUUUUGUGUGUAUGCGUGUUGUUUUGUGGCUGUAGAGGCUUUCGCAGUACUCAAUUCAUGGUAGUCUGUGUGAGUAAAGCCAUUGUGUAAGCAAAGUUGUGCCAUCAUGUGGCUUGAAUUGGUACUGUAGAAACUAGGGAUGCUUCCAUAUUACAGACUAGAUGAUAAUUGUUGCCAUUUUAUGGUCCAUCCAUGUUAAAAUUCAAUUUUAUUUUGUCCAAAGUUAAAAAUUAAAUCCUUGAAACAAAGAAUUUGUUUCACUAG